Messenger RNA from Diaporthe batatas, 2812 nucleotides. Its product is annotated as tRNA ligase. The record is from RefSeq and is a predicted model, not a curated record. Gene Ontology annotation, biological process: tRNA splicing, via endonucleolytic cleavage and ligation. NCBI's taxonomy places the organism in Eukaryota, Fungi, Ascomycota, Sordariomycetes, Diaporthales, Diaporthaceae. Gene Ontology annotation, molecular function: RNA ligase (ATP) activity; ATP binding. The coding region runs from base 44 to 2779 and encodes 911 amino acids. The transcript has a single exon. Gene Ontology annotation, cellular component: nuclear inner membrane.
CCCGACUCAACUGCACUCGAGACGGAACAAUCUCGGUCAGUGAAUGCCUCGUGUGCCUCGUGUGCCUAGUGUGCGCGGUUGCCGCCUUCCUCACAACACCUUCACCCCUUGCCGUCUGAGUCUUUGUAGCCCUUGGCCCUCCAAAACCCUCGCCCAUCAGUUUUUAUCUUCAGCCCCAGACCUCCCGCGACCCGAGUAUUUUCGCCUCGGACCUCGCCCUCGCCCAGCAUUAUACUGCUUGCCGCCUCUUUUUGUGACGUGCCGGAGACCUCCAGCCCCUUUACUACACCCCACCUCCGCAGGCACAGCCAGCCAGGCCAUGGAGCAGCCGGUGCAGGACAAGGCUGCGGCCCUCUCGUCCGCCCCUGCACCUACGGCUACCCCCUUUGCCGAGCAGAACCCGGAGGACGUUGCCCGCCUGUGUCGCUCUCUAGAGGAUGCCGCCAAGGACAAGAAGAAGGCUGGCUUCACCGCCAAGAAGAACAAAUAUGCCGUCGCCGGCUCACGCGACGGCCUGACCGUCGACUCGUGGAAGUUCCAGGAUUACGAGUACAAGAAGCGCGGCCUGCCCACCUACGCCCGCGGCCUGUUCACCACCAGGACGCGCAACAACGUCCCAGAGAUCGCUAUACGCGGUUAUGACAAGUUCUUCAACGUCGGCGAGGUCCACGAGACCCGCUGGGAUGCCAUUGAGGCCCAGACCACCGGGCCCUACGAGCUCACCCUCAAGGAGAAUGGCUGCAUCAUAUUCAUGAGUGGCCUGGAAGACGGUACCCUCCUGGUCUGCAGUAAACACUCCACGGGCGAGCGCAGCGACGUGAACCUCAGCCAUGCCGCGGCUGGUGAGCGCUGGGUAGAGCGCCAGCUCCAAGCCCUGGGCAGGACCAAGGAAGACCUUGCCCGCGAGCUGAGGAGCCGCAACAUCACUGCAGUCGCCGAGCUGUGCGACGACGGUUUUGAGGAGCACAUUCUCGCUUACGGCCCCGACAAGGCCGGCCUCUACCUGCACGGCAUCAAUGUCAACCUCCCGGAGUUCAUGACCUACCCCGCCGCCUCGGUCCAUCACUUUGCUGACACCUGGGGUUUUCGCAAGGUCGGUGUUCUCAGGAUGGACACCAUCGCCGAGGUCAGGAGGUUUCUGGAGGAGUGCGCAGAAACCGGUGCGCACGAGGGCCGUGACGUCGAGGGCUUUGUCGUCCGCUGCAAGCGCUCCUGGGAUCCGUCCAAGGUCCAGCCCUUCGACUGGUUCUUCAAGUACAAGUUCGAGGAGCCUUACUUGUUGUACCGCCAGUGGAGGGAGAGUACCAAGGCCCUGAUCGCAGGCAAACCGCCCAGGGUCACGAAGCAUCGCGCAAUCACCGAGGAGUAUCUCAUGUUUGCAAAGAAGAGGCUUGCCGCCGACCCGAACCUUAGCAAGCUCUACACCCAGAAUCAUGGCAUCAUCGCCCUCCGUAACGACUUCCUGGCCUUCAAGAAAAUCGAUGGUGCUGAUGCGGCCAAGUUCGAGGAGCUAUUCGGAGACGGCGGGCACGCCGAGGUCGAGCGGGACGUCAUCCUCGUCCCCAUCGCAACCAUCGGCUGCGGCAAGACAACCAUUGCUGUCGGGCUCUCCAAGCUCUUUGGUUUCGGACACGUCCAAAACGAUAACAUCACCGGCGCAAAGCGGCCCCCGCGCUUUACCAAGAUGGUACUUGAGCAGCUGGAGAGCCACCCUGCCGUCACUGCCGACCGCAACAAUGCCCAGAAACACGAGAGAAAGCAGAUCCUCACAGAUGUCAAGAUACAGCACGCAGAUUCCCGCCUCGUGGCCUUGAAUUUCGUGCAUAACAACUUGGACAGGGUGCGCGAGAUCACGCAGGGCCGCGUCUUUGCUCGCGGCGACAAUCACCAGACCAUCCAGGCUGCCACCGACCCCCACAAGGUCAGGGGCAUCAUGGAAGGGUUCCUGAACAGGUUCGAGCCUCUGGACAGCGAUAGAGCACCAGACGAUGGCUUUGACGCCGUUAUCAACCUCGAUCCUCUCGCGUCCAGCCGAGAGAACCUGGAGAAGGUGGUGAACGAGCUCCAGCGCCUUUACCCCAAGUUGGUACCGAAUACUCCCAAGGCUGAGGAGAUGGACCGUGUCAUUCAAGAAGCCAUGGACGAGUACCGUCCUGACCUGCGACACACGAUACCGGAUCGGAAAAAGCCCGGCAAAGAAAACCAGAAUGGCGGACAGGCCCAGGCCCAGAAGAAAAUUAAGAAGAAGCCCCUUGAGUACAUGUCGGUUGAUGUGCCAGCCGCGGAAAUCAACCCCAUCCUCGAGAAGACAUUCAGGGAAGCCGGCCCCGAAAAGUCCCGCUUCUACAAGCUUCUGGGAGGCACCCGUCGUAUCCAGCCUAAGUUUCACGUCACACUAAUGCACCGUGCCAGCUCGAAAGACCAUCCUGAGCUGUGGGACCGGUACUCGAAACUACAGGCCGAGGCUGAAGCCAGCUCCGGCGUCCCCGACAGCCCGUUGGCGGAGGUUGAGGUCGUCUUGGAACGUGUUGUCUAUGAUGGGCGUGUCAUGGCCAUCGUGGUCAGGCUGAACGACCCCGAGGACAAGUGGCACUGUGUCAACAAGGUUGCGCACCUGACCGUCGGUACACGGGACAACAACAUCAAGCCAAAGGAGAGCAAUGACCUGCUGGCACGGUGGAUAUCCCGAGGAGCCGGUGAGCACCCAGAGAUUGAGGAUAUUGGAUUUGAGGGCCGACCGAGUGUCAAAGGUACCGUGAAGGCGGUCAUGGCUAGAUAGGGUGGGGGGAAAUGGGGCAUGCAUAGGCAGGCC